AUGGCCGCGCCGCGCCUCCUCCUCCUGCUCGCUCUCGCCCUCACCGCCGCGUGCUGGGCAGGACGCGCCGACGGGCACGGCGUGCACCCGCUCUCGCGGAUCGCCAUCCACCGCGCCCGCGUCGCGCUCGACGCCUCGUCCGCCGUGCGGGCCUCGCCGAAGCUCCUCGGCUCGCGGGGUGAAGAUACAGCUUGGGUAACAGUAGAUUUCCACGUUCCGCAUGCAAGCGACGGCGACUGGAUCGGAGUGUUCUCACCUGCAAAUUUCAAUGCGUCAACAUGCCCCGGCUCUCAUGGAUCAGGCCCAGGCCCCGUGAUAUGCUCGGCACCCAUAAAGUUUCAGUUUGCAAAUUACUCGUCAGGCUAUGCCGGGUCAGGGAAAGGGACUCUGAAGUUCCAGUUGAUCAACCAGCGGCAGGAUUUCUCCUUUGGAUUGUUCACCGGUGGACUCUCAAACCCAAUACUUGUCGCGGUGUCAAACAAGAUUGCCUUCGCGAACCCGAAGGCUCCGGUUUACCCUCGUUUAGCGCUGGGAAAAACAUGGAAUGAGAUGACUGUCACAUGGACAAGUGGCUAUGCCAUCAGUGAAGCAUAUCCCUUUGUAGAAUGGGGCAUGAAAGGGAGCCGUCCUGGGCGCGCACCAGCCGGCACUGUCACAUUUGGUCGUGAAAGCCUCUGUGGAGAACCUGCUAGUACCGUUGGUUGGAGGGAUCCAGGUUUCAUACACACAGCAUUCCUGAAGAACUUAUCAGCAGACAAAGAAUACUACUACAAAAUUGGACAUAUGCUCCGUAAUGGAAAAGUUACAUGGGGCAAGCUUAACUUUUUCACAGCACCUCCUUGUCCCGGACAGAAGUCACUGCAGCGCGUUGUCAUUUUUGGUGAUAUGGGGAAGGCCGAGAGGGAUGGCAGCAACGAAUAUCAGAAUUAUCAGCUUGCAUCACUCAACACCACGGACGCGCUGAUCAGGGACAUUGACAACACCGACAUCAUGUUCCACAUCGGUGACAUCUCCUACGCCAACGGGUACCUGUCACAGUGGGAUCAGUUCACGCAGCAGGUCGAGCCGAUUACCUCUCGGGUCCCCUACAUGCUGGCAAGUGGGAACCAUGAGCGAGAUUUCCCCAACAGCGGGUCCUUUUUCAAUGGCACUGACUCCGGCGGAGAAUGCGGCGUGCUAGCCGAGACCAUGUACUACGCACCGAGAGAGAACAAAGAAAACUACUGGUACUCGACGGACUACGGGAUGUUCCGGUUCUGCGUGGCGGACAGCGAGCAGGACUGGCGCGAAGGCACGGAGCAGUACAAGUUCAUCGAGCGGUGCCUCGCCACGGUGGACCGGGCGAAGCAGCCGUGGCUGGUGUUCAUCGCGCACCGCGUCCUCGGCUACUCCUCAGGGUUCUCCUACGGCUACAACGGGGCGUUCGCGGAGCCAAUGGCGCGGCAGAGCCUGGAGAAGCUGUGGCGGAGGCACCGUGUGGAUGUCGCCUUCUACGGGCAUGUCCAUCAGUAUGAGCGGACAUGCCCCGUGUACGAGGAGAAGUGCGUGAAGGAUGGCACCGUGCACGUCGUCGUGGGGGGCGGGGGCAGCCACCUGACCAACUUCACCACCGAGGUCCCGCCAUGGAGCGUGUACCGGGACAUGGACUAUGGUUUCGGCAAGCUGACAGCGUCUGAUGAGAAGACGCUGCAGUUCGAGUACCGGCGGUCGAGCGAUGGCAAGGUAUACGACAGCUUCACCAUGCAUAAGGACAAGCAGGAUGUGUAGCUGUCCUCCAAGGACAUGAUCAAGAGGAAACCUAUUGUGAAAUAACAGGUUUCCUCUGUUAAUUUGAUGAAAACAUUCGCAUAUAAAUUCUCCUAAUUCUGUAUGAGUUUCAUUUCCGUGUAACUACUAUGUUGACUAGUUAGCUAAGGUGUGAGGAGCUCUCUGUCAAAA
Molecule: messenger RNA, 1938 nt
Organism: Lolium rigidum
Lineage: Eukaryota; Viridiplantae; Streptophyta; Magnoliopsida; Poales; Poaceae
Product: probable inactive purple acid phosphatase 27
Exons: 10
Coding region: 1-1767 (588 amino acids)
Molecular function (GO): metal ion binding; acid phosphatase activity
Source: RefSeq, a predicted model, not a curated record